Molecule: messenger RNA, 3886 nt
Organism: Dermacentor silvarum
Lineage: Eukaryota; Metazoa; Arthropoda; Arachnida; Ixodida; Ixodidae
Product: cuticle protein 16.8
Exons: 3
Coding region: 981-1535 (184 amino acids)
Cellular component (GO): chitin-based extracellular matrix
Molecular function (GO): structural constituent of chitin-based larval cuticle
Source: RefSeq, a predicted model, not a curated record
AAUCAGCAUUAUGUUUCCAUGGCAAGGACGGAAACCCACAAUUGCUGAAACGAUCUAACGUUAGACGUGUUGAAGCCCAUUAUUUCUUGAACAGACUAAACAGAAUUAAUACCCCUAGAAAAAUAAGUAUUCGGACUUGGUAAUAAAUAAUACUACCGUUAUUCAUUCACACGACCCAUCUAAAUUUUGCACAUUAAACAAAUGCUCGAAACCUUACGUCAUCCGACCUGGAAAGCGCCGUAGGUAUCCGUGGCGGGAGUCAGGAAGCGCAAUUAAAGCCUGCAGACUCGGGCGCAAGCGACACUCUUUUCAAACGAAGGAAUGUGCCCCUAGGUGUGGGCGAAGAAAACGCACUAACGACAGCCACGGCCACAACGAUAAACACGACAAAGACAAAAGGCUAGAGCGCGCACAUCGCCGCCCGAAAAGUGACGACACCUUCCACGUUCACUUUUGUACCCUCGCUUCGAUGUAGGCCGCCUAGAGAGACAAGGAUGAGCGAGUUUGAAGGACCUCCAACAGAAACAAAAAGCAGAUAGAAAAUUCCUUCCACACGACUCGCGCGCGACAACACAGGAGGGAGUCAUCUCGCCUGUCUCCGAUGCUGCCAACGACGGCGAUGAUGAUGAUGAUGAAGACACUCUUUCCUUUUGUCUUAAUCUCCCACUUUCUCGCGCUGAUUUCCACCCCUUUUUCGGAAGGAGUGCGGGACGUCAAGGCAGAGAAACCGCGGCGGGUAUAAAAGCGCCGAAGUCGCCAACUUGUCGACACCGUCAGACGUGCUGCCAGCCUGCGCACCGCGCCGUGCGUUUUAAAGGCGCGAAGCGAAGCGAAACCCGAGCGCUCGUUCAAGCGGAAGUCGAAGCCAAAGUUUUCUUUUCGUCUCGGAGGAAGAGUGGCAUCUUUACUUCUUCAUCCAUCGCCGCUCUUCCUUUUCCUCAUCGCAUUCGGAGGUUGUGGUUUCGAAAGAAGCUUCAGGAAUGCUGACGUUUCUCCUACUAGGCCUUCUACUAGCGAGAGCCUACGGCGAAGAUGGCAAAGGGGAAGAGACGCUUGAAACAGAAGGUCACAGCUUCGGCAGCCUUGGCCAGGCUACGACGUUCAGACAAGCCGGAAACUACCUGCAGGCAGCUCCAACGUAUGGGCAUUCGACGUAUGGGCAGUCAGCAGGACUAGACCGUCCGCAGCCAUUCGACUUCGGCUACAACGUUCAGGACGAGUUCGGCAACAACCAGUUCCGCCAAGAGAAAGGUGACGAGUCCGGUUCGGUGCAAGGCGCCUACGGUUACACGGACGCGUACGGCGUCUACCGCAAGGUGCAUUACGUGGCCGACCAGAACGGUUUCCGCGCUGACAUCAAGACCAACGAGCCGGGCGUCAAGCAGGAGAACCCGGCUGACGUGCAGCUUGUCGUCGAACCCCCGCCGCAGGGUGUGCUUCAGCAGGCACUGACGGGCUCAAGGUCCGCUGGCUUCGCCAAGCUCCCCGCUGCGGCGCCCGCCCAGCCGAGAUUCCCGGCGGGCCUGCAUGCCUGAGAGAAGGCGGGCUCCUGAUACGCUCAGGGCCCCGCGGAAGCUGCCUCCACGCGUUAUGGAGCAGAGGCAUCCGGUGAGGUGUGGCUGCUUGCCUCACUGGAUGGGAGGUCGAUCCAUAUGUACAACCAUAAGUGAGCCAGGGGUUGAACUUAAGUUGAAAACUUCGUGUUGUGGUUUCUGCACCGCUCACUUAAAACCGGGGACAACCGACAAGGGAGUGCACAGGAUGAGCGCUGUCUCGCAACUAUGCCAUCUGGAGGGCUUGCAGCUCGAACUUUAAAGACACGUCAUCUUCGUAGUGAUUAGAUAGCAUUACUCCGCAUUGCUUCUUUUUUCGAAUUAUUGCUUAGCACGGGAUCUGUAGGCCUCAGCAUAGUGGUGGUCAUCAACGUAGUUCCGAGUAGGAGACCCUAAAGCAUACAAAAUGUUGUCAGCAGACUUAUUUCUCUUCCGCUCCUCACAGGGGAGGUUUCCUUCAGACGCAAGUUCCUAUACAUUGGUGUUCACCACGUGCGCGUAAAGCAAAUAUGUUGAAUAAGUUCUGAAAGAAUAAUAGUUCUCACUAUGUUUCAAAUCUGGUAUGUCCUGUAGGACCGGAUAUAUAUUUGUGGCGAGUUGUCAAUAGCUUUCUUACUAACAUCUCGUUCCAGUGAAGAGUUAGUUGAGAUUCCAAACGAGUGAUGUGCUUCUGAAAGAACGUUGUCAUCGUGGAGACUCCCUGCGAGGUGCGGUGUUCGUUACUGGAGGCGUCGUUACGGGAGGCACGAAAGUUGUCUUAUAUUCAGGAAAGGCCAUGCGUUCACGAAGGCUGCUGAUACAGAAUCAUUGACGUGAGAUCCGUAAAUCUCGCGCAUUGUCAAAUAUCACAGUACAGGGACUCAAAAGAGCAAUAACGAGCAAUCUGUUGAGACUUCUGAAAUGCACUGUCAGGACAGAGGCUUCCACGCAUCCAUUAUUCCUAACGAAAGACCUCACGAAAAACCUGUCUUGUGCUCAGGAAGAAUGUCCCUAUACGUUUAGUGAUCGCUUGGUGAAGGUCUCAGAACAAGCCGGUUGAGAAGGCGGUUUUCUUGUAUAGAUUUGUAGAGAUGACGUUGAGAAACCUUACAAACUCUUUUAGUGGUGGAAGCUUUCUAGAUGUCUUUUAUGUAGUUUGUUUUCAUAAUCUUUUCGCCACUUCGCUUCAUAUGUUAACAUUAGCUUUGCAUAGGCGUGUUAUCUUGUGCGAUAUUCCUUAUAUAUAGUUCCCUCAUUUAGUGGCCGUAGAUCAUCUGCACCUAAACCUCGCUUCAUUCAACUUCCCGGGUGUCAAUAAACGGAGCGUGAAGAGGGUGCUACUCAUAUAUUUUAAUAGUCAUAUUGUUUCACACAAGCAAGGACGGAGUAUGGGUGAAGGAAUACUAAAUUCGUGGUGAAUAUGCUGUCUAUAAUCUAAAGCAGCAUACAAGAAAAAGAGAGAUAUAGAGAGAACAAGAGGUAAAAGGCAGAUAGGUUAACCAGAGGUUGCCCAGUUGGCUACUCUGCACAGAGAGAUGGGGUAAGCAAAAUGGAAUGCGCUAGGUGAAAUGACGAGGGCUUCCAGUCCGGCACGAGACCACUCCAACGCGGUAAGCUCUGUCGGCGGAUGGAAUGACUUCGGGCAUACCUGUAUCGUGAUGAGUUCAUACCUCCGCAAAAAUGAAUUCCUAAGGUGCAUACCGAUUUUCAAGCCUACCCGGGUGGAUUAUGCAAUAAGCGACUUGUUUCCCAUGUCCUUACGGCAUUCGAAGCUCCUGUAUUAUGACAGAACACGAUAUACCUCGCACAGGCCAGGUGGGUAGACACGUCACGCGGGAGCACAAAAAAGAAAAUAAAAAUAGAAGGAGUGACGUGAUAGGCCAAGUCUCGCCUUUCUCCCACUCCGUCUUGCACGGUUGACGCGUGUCUAGAAAAGGGAGCUUGUACGCUGUCUCACAUAUUUCACACGAGAGUCCCCCUCGGGUUGGUAUUUUGCCUUAUGCCUAUCCUUCUUUGGUGGGGUUUAUUAUUUCAGGCGGCUGCGCCGCAAAACGUGCUAUGUAUCCCACAUGUUUGUCGAAGCUGCUGUAUUUCUUUGUUGUACAUAAGUGACAUUCCUUUCUUUUUCCCUCUGCUGCUUGCGGCUGUCUCACGGCUUCGGAGUGUCGGGAUCAAUAAACAAUGUUUUCUUAAGUAUGCCGUCAUAAUUCUGUGUUUUACGACGGUGUAUUUUUUUUCUUUCAACAUGGGCGAGAGCUACAUGUUCGAACAGGGAAUUUCUCGACCGUGACGCUGCUAUGCGAGUGCGUAUGGCGCGCGCACGCUUUGCAAUAAAUGUGGAGUACAUGACACUU